Nezara viridula (southern green stink bug) is the source of this 2181-nucleotide messenger RNA. NCBI's taxonomy places the organism in Eukaryota, Metazoa, Arthropoda, Insecta, Hemiptera, Pentatomidae. The record is from the annotation of a GenBank genome assembly.
AUGGCUGUUCCCAACGAAUCGGAUUACAGCGAUGAAGAUAAAUUGUCUUCUAAUGUAGAGGAUGAAGAGAAUGAUUCAGAUGAGCAGUAUGAAGAAGAAAAUGGGGAAACGUCAGAUGGACAGUCUGAAGAAGAAAAUGCGGAAAAUUCAGAUAAAGAAAGUGAUGAUUCUCAAGAAGAUGGGAAUGAAUCUGAUGAUGAACCUGAAGUUGAUUUCAGUGAAUCUCAUAAGAAGUCAUUGGCAAAAUUGCAAAAGACCGAUCCAGAGUUUUACAAAUUUUUGAAGGAAAAUGAUAAAAAAUUGUUGGAAUACAGUAGCUCAGAAGAAGAAGUAGAAGAAGAAGCUAAGGAAUCUGAUGAUGAAGGAAAAGUCUAUAAACUUCCCUCUCAACUUCAUGUUGAUAGUGAAGAAAGUGAUUUUGAAGAGGAAAAUGAGAAAAAAAGUGACAAACAAGUUACAAUGGCCAUGGUUAAAAAAUGGCGGGAAAAUUUAAUCAAUGAACCGUCUGUUGGAAGUAUAUCUAAAGCUGUCGAAGCAUUUCAUGCUGCACUCGAUCGAGUAACUGGUGAAGACAACUCGGAAUUGAAAGUUGAUGGCAGCGGAGUUUUUAAUGCAAUAAUUGAAAUGUGUGUUUUGCAUCUUCACAAAUCAAUUAAUGAUUUUUUGAAACUCAACCCAUCUAAUAUCAAACAUCCUGAAAAGGCAAAGAAAUGGGUGAAAGUAAGAUCAUUGGUCGAAGGAUAUUUUACUGAUCUUUUGAAGUUGUUGGCCGGUGUAGCCUCAGAAAAUAUUGUCAGUGUACUUCUGAAACACUUGCAUUCAUGUUGCCACAUUGUCAUUUAUUUUCACAAAUUGAGUAGGGUUGCAUUAAAGCAAUUGACUAAAUUAUGGAGUACUGGGGAAGAGAGUGUACGAGUGUUAGCAUAUUUGUGUAUACUACGAUUAUGUACAUUAAAAAAAUCGAAUUUGCUUAAUAGCGCAUUAAAGUACUUGUAUAUAGCUUACAUCAGAGGAUCAAAAUUUGUGUCUAUAAACACUCUGGCACAAAUAAAUUUCAUGAAAAGAUCACUUGUUGAUUUAUUUAAUUUAGACCCUGUUUUGAGCUAUCAGCAUUGUUUCCUCUACAUCAGGCAACUUGCCAUUCAUUUGAGAAAUGCUGUUACCUUACAAAAGAAGGAAAGUUUCCAGUCAGUUUAUAAUUGGCAAUAUAUUCAUUCUCUUAAGUUGUGGGUCGAUCUUAUGUGUGAAACCAAUUCUAAGGAAUUGCUUCAGUUAUGUUAUCCUCUUGUACAGGUUAUAAUAGGUGCUAUAAAACUGAUACCUACAUCGCAAUACAUCCCUCUGCGAUUUCAUUGUAUACAAAUGCUUAUCAAACUUGUUCGAGAAACAGAUAGUUACAUUCCAAUUCUGCCUUUCAUAAUAGAUGGUUUAUCAUGUGCGGAUAUCAAUAAACAAUACAAAAAUGUUUCAAUGAAACCAUUUGAUUUUACUUUUGUAUUACGAUUGUCUAAACAAGCUAUGACCGAAACUGGAUUUCCAGAUGCUGUUGUAGAAUAUGUAUACCAAUUGUUAUUGGAAUACGCAGCUGCAUGUUCUUCAUCUAUAGCUUUUCCAGAUCUUUUUAUUGCUGCAUCUGUACAGCUAAAAUCUGUUAUCAAAAAUUGCAAAAAUUCAAAAUACACAAGCAAAUUAAAGCAAGUAUUGAUAAAGAUUGAAGAAAAUUCAAAAUUCAUCAAUAAUGAAAGAAAUAAAUUAAAUAUAAAUUUGAAUGAAAAUGACAAAAUCAAAGCCUUCGAAUCGGACAUGAAACUUAAAGUUCCCCCAUUACAAAAAUAUUGGGAUCAACUUCAAAAAAUCAAUGAGAUGAAAAAAUCUCGGGAGAGAAAUGAAUCUGAGAAAAAAGAGAAAGAAGAUUCAGAUGUUAAAUGGCCCUCUAUGUCAAAAGACAGAUUAAAAAGAAAGAAGGUUGAUGAAGGACCUGUUGAGCUGUUGCCAUCGGAUGAAUCAGAUUUUGAAUUUCCCCAAGUGUCUGAAGAUGAGCCUAAAGAAAAGAGAAAGAAGAGGGUGAAAAAAUUGUCUGACAGUAGUAAGCAAAUAAUAAUGAAGAAUGUUGAUAUAACAGAUACGCCUGACGAUGUCUACGAAGAUCAGUUGGAAGAUCUAAAUAUCAAUGAAUUUUGA